AUACUAGAUAUAAAAUAAAAAGAAAAGUAAAUGAAAAAAAAAUAAUGGACAAGAAAAAAAAAGAAACAGAAACAAAAUCAAAAACAAAAUGCAUAAUAAAUUCAUAUUGAGACAUUUGAUUCAUUUGUAAUGUUUUACAUACAAACUAGAGCCCUAUAAAUAACAAGUCUUUUUGUUGAGAUCAAGCUCAUCAUUUUAUAAAAUAUAACUCUUUAUCUCCAUUAUUUUACCUUACUUAUCUUUAACCAUUAAUAAUAAUGUUCAACUCAUCUGUAAACAAUAAGCGUCAUAGAACUUUACAAGAAAGACUAGGAGGCCAAGCAAGCAGCAUCAAUAGAACAAACGCUGUACAAAUUAGUGUUCCUUCAAGAAAUAAUAGGGACACUGCCACCAUGAGCUCUAACAAUAUCAAUAAUACUUUGGUUGAGCAACUGAAGCAAGAUAAUGCUAAUCUUUCUAAUCGAUUAGCCAAUUGUAAGCAACAAAUUGGUCAACUUACUUCACAAUUGCAAAUAGUAUGUAAUACUUUAGAGCAAUUGCAACAGGAGCCAGCAUCUUCUUCUGUAUUAACAAAGAAUUCGAUUGAUCACAGAAAAGACAUUAAGGCAAUUGGGGUAAAUUUAGUAUAUAUAUCAAUAAAUAAUAUUUACUGAUUGAUCUAUUGAUUCAUAAUAGAAAUUGAUAAGAAGUCGUUUAG
Molecule: messenger RNA, 697 nt
Organism: Cokeromyces recurvatus
Lineage: Eukaryota; Fungi; Mucoromycota; Mucoromycetes; Mucorales; Mucoraceae
Exons: 1
Coding region: 258-653 (131 amino acids)
Source: RefSeq, a predicted model, not a curated record